Messenger RNA from Letharia columbiana, 261 nucleotides. RefSeq lists its product as uncharacterized. Bases 1 to 261 code for a protein of 86 amino acids. The record is from RefSeq and is a predicted model, not a curated record. Lineage: Eukaryota; Fungi; Ascomycota; Lecanoromycetes; Lecanorales; Parmeliaceae. The transcript has 2 exons.
AUGCAAAGCCACAAGGAAACCUACAUCCGCUACCCCAUAAGGUUCUUGCAAGACAGUGGAAAGACGACACGCACCACGACGUACGAGUGGAAAUACAUCCCCUUCCUCUCCCUCUCCCUCCCAUUCUUCAUCACCCUCCAACUCGCAUCCUCGCCAUCCCACGCACGCUCCCCGACCUCGCCUACUGCCGCUGCGCGCAUUCCCGUGCGGAAAGGACCCGCGUCACCGGCGGCGCGCGACCUCGACCGGAGCUACGAUUGA